Molecule: messenger RNA, 375 nt
Organism: Prunus armeniaca (apricot)
Lineage: Eukaryota; Viridiplantae; Streptophyta; Magnoliopsida; Rosales; Rosaceae
Source: the annotation of a GenBank genome assembly
AUGUCAGAAGUAAACUCCGCCAAUUAUAUGGCAGAAUUCAUUUCGAAACAAUCUUGGACCAAAACAAUCGGAACGGAAGAAGAGAUUCAACUUGCACCCGCCAAGUUAAGUCAAACCCCUCCAGAAGUUCAAGAUCCUCUCGAAGAAGUCAAUUUAGGAACUGAGGAUGAUCCAAGACCCACAUUUAUAAGCGGUCUUCUCGAGCAAUUCAUGCGAACAAAGCUGAUCUCUUUAUUGAAGGAAUUCAAGGAUUGUUUUGCAUGGCACUACCACGAGAUGCCAGGGCUAGAUAGAAGUCUGGUGGAGCACAGAUUGCCCAUAAAUGAGGGCUACAAACAGGAUUCAUCAGGCCAGCCCGAUACAUCGAGUGGCUAG